GGACUUGAUGACGCAAAUUGUAGUCGACUGUCAAACAUACAGCUGACCCGCACUGACCUGAAUAUUGUACUUGUACGAUAAGUUUGCUCAUUUUAAAUACUUUCCAGUGUUUAUAAAACAGUUUAUUGGCUUUAGGGCUGUCGGUCCAAAAUGUACAAACAACUUUAUGCUACUGUUGUCUCGGAUUUGACGUUAACCCGGUGACAAACAAACGUGAGCGGUUCUUGGAAAGCUGUCGUCGGUGGUUCAGGACAAAAUGAGUCUUCCAGCUCUGCACAACACUGGCGUGCUCUACAGACGGAUCCUGUCUCAGUUUCCUCAGGAUAUCAGUCUGGCUUUCGCGUAUGGAUCAGGUGUUUUCAAACAACAGGGGACCAGCCAAGGUCAGAUGGAGGUAAGGAAGUUUCUAAAGUCUGAGAGUUACAAUAACAAGAUUUACACUUCAUAUGAUUAUUUUACAGUAACAUCAGGGUAAAUCUUAAGUAAACAGAGACUAAUAAUCCUAAAGUGAAGACUAGAUUACCCCCUUCUCAUCACAUGUAGCACAGUGACUCUCUAAUUCAUGAUUCUUGUUUGUUUUGAUCAUUUUUGUUCACAGAAAAACAUGCUGGACUUCGUGUUUGCUGUGGACGACCCAGUGACAUGGCACACCAUGAACCUCCUGCAGAAUCGCAAACACUACUCCAUCCUCAAGCUGCUGGGACCCACGAUGAUCAGCAAUGUUCAACAUGAACACGGGGCUUCAGUGUACUAUAACACACUGGUGCCGGUGGACGGGAGGGUAAAUGACUUCUGCAUCUUUAACUAGUCAAUGUGUGAAGCUAAAUUGUAUAAUUGUUAUGCCAAAACAACCUUUUCUUUUCUUUUCCUUACAGAUUAUUAAAUACGGUGUGAUAAGUACUGACGCUCUGAUAAACGACCUGAUGCACUGGAAGACCUUAUAUGUGGCAGGACGUCUACACAAACCAGUCAGUAUCAUGAGCAGCGCUCUUUAAAUUUGAGAAUCCUGUUUUAUAUUCAUUAAUCAGACUGAAUUUCUGUUCACAAACUUAGUGUUUUCCUGCAGCUUUGAAUAUACUUAAAGGGAUAUUCCGGCAUAAAAUUAAUUUAGGGUCAAACACACCAUAACACAGAGUUUGACACCUCCUAGAGAGAUGAAUGUUGCCGACCACUUGCUUCUCUAGUUAUACUAACUUUAGUAACGACCGCACCUUAGCAAUACACAGUGUUCUGAGGAGCCAUAGACAAACUUCAACCAAAACGACACUCUAUAGCCACAAAUAAUGCUCAGGACAGCACCUAACUUCAUCAACAGUACAUAUGGGGUCCCAGCCAUAGCACUAGCCACCACACAUCUUUUUAACUUUGCCCAAUUUCUUUAGCAAAGAGACUAAACACAACUCACCAACUCUCCUCCAGCAGCCGCUUGUUUGUAGUGAGACCUCAGGCCAGUCUAUUACGGACUGCUGCAGGGUGACGCAGCUCAAGGAACGACAUUUAUGAUCAUUUCUUUAUCAUUUACUUGAAGUAAUAAUCACCAUAUUAAUCAUCUUGCACUGCAGACGCUGUAGCUCUUCUGCCUUAGUGUCUUUGUCUGAUUGCAUUUCCAUAAAGUAAUGAUCAUAAAUGUUCUUCGCUGAGCUGCAUCACCCCGCUGUAGUCCGUAAUGGACUGGCCUGAGGUCUCGCCACAAACAAGCAGCUGCUGGAAGAGAGUGGGUGAGUUGUGUUUAGUCUCUUUGCUAGAGAAAUUAGGCAAAGCUAAAAAUAUGUUUGGUGGCUAGUGCUGUGGCUUGGACCCUAUAUGUACUGUUGAUGAAGUUAGGUGCUGUCCUGAGCAUUAUUUGUGGCUUUAGAGUGGUGUUUUGGUUGAGGUUUGUUGAUGGCUCCUCAGACCGAUGUGUAUUGCUAUCAUGCGAUCGUUACUAAAGUUGGUAUAAUGAGAGAAGCAAGCGGUCGGCAACAUUCAUCUUUCUAGGGGGUGUCUAACUCGGUGUUACGGUGUGUUUGACCCUAAAUUAAUUUUAUGCCAGAAUAUCCCUUUAAAAUGUGUUGAUACGAUGAAAAGUGCAACUUGCACAUCUAGAAAGAAGUGCACCUUUUAGUUUUUGCUGAAGCGUGUGUGCAUGCAUGCUUUAACGUGUUCCCAUGCAGGUGAAAAUGCUGGUGCAGAGUGAGAAUGGGAAACUCCGCGGUGCUCUGGUGGCCAACCUGAAGAGUGCUGUAACAGCCUCCUUCCUCAUGCUGCCUGAGAGCUUCACUGAGGAGGACCUCUUUCUGCAGAUAGCUGGGCUUUCUUAUGCUGGUAAGAAGCCUGCAGUACAUAAACACAAGAACUUAAAGAAACUGAAACACAUAUACAUUCAUAGUAUAACUGCAUGCUGGGAGGAAAUUAACUAUUUGCUCAUUGAUAUACACUGCGGUUUAGAUAUAAACUUACUUUUUUGCACUUUGUCUCCCAACUUAGCAGGCAAACAUGCUUCAAACUUCUUCCUGUUGUAUUCAAAACACUCCAAUAAUUAUUCAUUUUACCUUGCAUAUUUUUUUUACUGGUAGUGCAUCAUUUAAGAAGUUUUAGGUACUGUUGUGGUAUGAAAGCAUGAAUAUAAUGUAAACUACAUAGGGUACACAGGUGAUUUUGCUAGAUUUCAACUUUUUCUUUGUUCCUCUGUAGGGGAUUUCAGAAUGGUAAUCGGUGAAGAUAAAUCUAAAGUGGCGAAUAUCGUCAAAGACAACAUUCAGCACUUCCGAAUCCUGUAUAGCAACAUCCUGCGCGACUGCCCUCAAGUAGUCUACAAGCCCCAACAAGGAAAACUGGAGGUAAAACCUGGCACACACAAAUGCCCGCAAGACAAACCUUUUGUUAUCAUUUCACUUGGUAUGUUGGCAGCACAACGGAACAUUGUGUGCUGUUCCUCCUUUUCUUUUUCUUUGAACUUCUGACCCUGUGGAGCAAAACCACAGAUAUUGAUAUUGAAUUUUCUCCUGAAAUUCACUUUUUUCAUGCAUCUGAGGAUUAAAAAACAUCUACUGCAUACUCGCAGCUUUGCUGACUUAAUGUAAUGCCUCUGAAAUAAAAUAUUUAUAUGAUCCCUGAAAACUUUCCUUUUGAAAAUAAAAAAUAGAUAUAUCUGCCAUAUCUUUUUUGUAAGCAUGUAUCACAUACAGAUUGAAUAAUAAAUAUCAGAUAUUACAGAGAGUGCUAACAUUUGGUGUCUUUAGCGGUAAACAGAGUGUGGCUUCGUUGCAGUAUUUAUCACUACAGCAUGGAAAAUGUUCCCUCAUUUAACACCAUGAACACUAAAUCUGAUCUACUUUCCUCUCUAUUCGGCUUUUGCCUCUUUCAAACAUUAUAAAACUCUUGGCACUCGUCCUUUAUUUCACUGAAAUACUCAUCAGCCUGUCCUUGAAUAACAUGUUUAGUAAUUGGUCGAAAGAAACAGCCUUUUGUUUUGUGUCGCUUGUGUGUGAAUAACACAUUUUGCAGUGAACAGUGCGUUACAGACUUGUGCGCUGUGCGGCCUGCCGUUUGAAACAGAGUUGCGCCCCCUUACAUCAUGAAACACAACAGUCGAAAUCACAGGUGCAUGAACCAACUGCAGACUUAUGUGCUGCAGAUUUCUAAAGAUAAAAUAAGUCGUAUUUCUCUUAUUUUCUUUGUUAUAUGUUUGUGGUUGAUGUUUUAAAGGUUGAGUUUGGUUUAGUUCUUUUAGAAAAUUCAGUAUGUCGUAUUCAUUAAGUUAACUCAUUGUGGUUUGUGAGGAAACACUUGAUGACAUGCUGACAUUUUCUGAUAAAAAUGAUACAGGCACUAUAGAAAAUAGAGGCUCAGGCUUUUAGUUUAUUGUACUUAUAAUUUAAACAGAGAUAAAGCUUUUGAGACAUAACCAGAGUUUACUUUAUCACGCUAAUAAUAUGAACAAAUACCCUUUUUUUACUGGAGUAAGUAUAUUAUUAAAAAAUAAUAUUUACAGAUGAAACUUGUGGAUGUGAGUUUCAGUUCUGCUUCCCAUGUGUGAGUAAUGGGUUUUGGUUUGUGUGCUGGCAGGUUGACAAAAGCCCGGAGGGUCAGUUCAUCCAGUUGAUGGCGUUGCCUCGGACGCUCCAGCAGAGGAUCACAAAGCUGGUCGACCCUCCAGGGAAAAACCGAGACGUCGAGGAGAUCCUGCUGCAGGUCGCCCAGGACCCAGACUGUGGAGCUGUCGUACAGCAAGGUGAGGACCAAGGAGAAGGAAGAAAGGAGGGAGGAAAGAUCAUGAUAUUAUGAACUAGACAGUCAGCAUAUAAUCCAAAAUGAUAGAUCCAAUGACUGAAGAGAAGUAAAUAAAAAUACACAUAAUAUUAGAUCUGCAGUGCAUUACCUCUCCUUGAUUUAUCAGAACCAGACUAGUUGAGCACCAAACAGGGUCCAAAACUAAAAUGUGACUGUUUAUUUGAUGCUCCCUUUUUUAAAGUUUUUAUCUGACAAGGCAUGUCACAUUGGCAUGUUUUAAGCCGGUUUUAAGUUAGAUAUUUAAGCCCACAGUAGAUUAAAGGUUAGACUGAGCAGGAAAAGUGCUUCGAGGUAAAGGAUUAAUGGUUAAGUAAAAAAGUAAACAUUCAGCCUGUAAUUGUGAGUUCAUGAUGUGGCCUUGAGCAACAAUUAUCAUUAGGGUAUUAUAUUGCAGAGUGGUGAGAUAUGAGCUGUUUUUCCUAUGUAAAUGCCUGUUGACGCCUGUCUGUGUCCUCCCUCAGGUAUUUCAUCGAUUGUCAAGUCCUCCAGUAUAACACAGAGCAUCAAAGGCAUCGCUACAGCUGGUAGGCGCUCUUUUCUUCUUUGUUUGAGAGUUUCUGGCAGAAUCGUACAGUUUAUUUUCUCCUGUCAGAACUUGUUAGUAUAAGUUUCUCUGGUGCUUGAGAAAAAAAUGCCAUAUGGACGUGGUUAUAGGCCAAAAUACAUCCAAAAGAAGUGAGAUUGUCUUAUUUUGAUGGUUUAGCUGUUAGAUGACAAUAUUCAUUAGAACAGUGGAUGGCACCACAGCGAGUUUGCCCCUCACGCCUAAGGUCAGUUGUCAUUCACCACUGCAACUCUUGUGAUUGGAACAACAGAAGCGAGCUCAUGAUGUCUUUAUUUUGGAAAACAUUUAUGAAUGCAGCAGAGACUUUAAACAACUGCCAGACAGCCUAGAAAAUAAGGUGCAAGUCUUGGAGAUAGCACAGACAGAUAAUUGAAUAACAGAUCAAGUAAAGGUAUGCACUCUGCCAUCCCAUCAUCCAGUCAACAAACUUCAGGUUAAUUUAAUUCUUAGAUGAUACACUGCCUUAAAACAGUGGACUGAUCUCUCCAGGUAGAGAUUGAGUUUUUUUUCCCACAAAGUCAAGGAGUUCAAGUUUCUUGCAAUUUGAAACUGACAGGCAGUUUGUGUCAACGGGCACGGCACUGGCAUUGCAAAGAUUGCUGUUUGCCUGUCUAUGCUCCAGUCCUCACCUCUGGUCUUGAGCUUUGGAUAUUGACUGAAAGAAAGAGGUCAAAGAUACAACCUGAUGAAAUGAGUUUCCUCUGAAGGGUUAGUGACACCCCAGCCUAAGAAAUAGGACCUGGUGUUUGGACAUAAAGAAAAGAGCCAUUGCUCCUUUCCACUGAAAUGUCCUUUAUUACUACUUGAAGUGUUGUCACUUCAAGUGAUCCAAGAUCCAAAAUCACGUAACCUGUGUCAUUUUUAAGGGCUUUUCUUCUGCAGAGCUCCAGUAGCUCAUUAGCAAUUCGCUUAUGAGUCAUGGGCGGAGACAGCGCUGCUCUGCAAACUCGUCUUCAUGUUAGCUUGUAGCCUAACAUUGCCGUUGUAGUAGAAGUGGCAGGUAACGUAGGAACUAUUCAGCUCUCAGACACUAAUGUCUUUAGGGAUAUGAUGAAAGUUAAUGUCAUAAUUAGCUUUCUCAGGAGCAUUGCAAUCUGUGACCGUCCUCCCUACUUUCUGAGUCUGGCUGGUAUAGCGGGGCUGCAGGGGCGGAGCUUGGAUUUGUGACAUAGGAACUCUCACUGUGUCUAAGCCUUGCGUUUGGGUCUGUCAGAGAUUCACAGUGAUUUGAAUGCAGAAAUACUCAGAAAUGCAAUUUCGCACUUAUUUUUCUCGUGAUGUGUCCUGUAGUAUCAAAAAAUUGUCAUAUGAACAUGUAGACAACAAGAAAGACAUGAUUUUCAUCAGACUGGGUCUUCAAACUGACUUUUAAGCUAGCUCCUUAGUUUUAGACUUGAAAUGAGGUGAAACAUUUAGAGAUCAGUACCUAACAGUAACAGCAUUGGCCUACCAUUAGUCCAAAAGCCCACAGAUUAUCACAUUUACAUGUUCUCUCAAUAAAAAUAGAAAAAAAAGGUCUAAAUUGAGGCCCAUUGGGUGUGAGGUCUUUGUAUAGGAAGGCAGAUUUUGUCAGAGAAAGAGGCCAAUAGGCUAAGCUAAGUGGAUGUUAGAAUAUCAACAUCUAACUCACUGUAGGAGGUAAACCAGCUGUUUCUGUACAUUUAAGAACACUUGUUUUGGUGUGGCCUGAUAAAAAUUGUGCAAAUGUUUUUAAUUUAAAAAAUCCUGUAAAAGAUUGUCCGCUCUGUUUUGAAGUAAAGAUGUUUUUAGAGUGUGGUCAAACCCCUGUGUCUUCACAGCAGUGUUUAAUACAGAAACUGUUCUGUUUAUUUGAUUGACAAUGCUCUGUCUGUUCUCUGUUUUGAUUCCCUCCAGGAGUUUGGAAAACGGUUUCAUACAGCUCGAAGAAACUGAUAAAGAUGUGGAAAGGUUGGAGGAGGAAGCCGUCUGUCUCACAGAUGUCCUGAUCCUGUCUUUUUCCAUAACCAUCAUCCAGACAAUCAAUUAACAUCCUUUGAUUCUUACCCUGAAACAAACCGUGCCUGUGAAACAGUCCCACACACUCUCCCUUCUGCUUGUACCGCUGCACACUCUCUGUGAAUAACAUCAGUGACGAGGUAUGAGUCUUUGUUUGAGUAGAGUAGGACUGUGCACCGCUGCCCUUUGUCAUGCAACUCAUGAAAAGUGUUUUAAAAAAUUGUGACAUUUUACAAGCUGGACCAGAACCACAGAUGACAUUUAAUGGUGCUACACAAAGGACCUUUCUGGAUAAUGACUACAGAGACUGCAGAGGAACUGGUGAACAUGUCCGCAGGCACAGAACUAAAAUCAGUAGGAGCUCUGCAAACACAAGUUUUGCCAGAAAUAAUUAGGGAAAGACUUUUGGUGCCAUUACCAUCUGUCAUGUUUUGAAACGUGAGUGUGUCCCUGCAUUUUUAUGUGAGUCUUGCUACCUCAGUGAGAUGCUGAUGAGAACUGUGCAGGAAUUGAGCAUGAUGUUUCUGUGGUGAUACUUGUCUGGACUGGUGUUAAAUGUUGCACAAAUGCGCUUCAUAUCCCCCUCUCUUAUAUUGCCAAAGAGCUCAAACCUUACAUCUCUUUAUAUUUCACAUUAUAACUGCGUCUAUCUGUUGGUUGAAUCUCAAUAAUGCUGGAAUUCCUUAUUUAGAGGAUACAAGGAAAUGUAUGUUGUGCUUAGCAUGUCAUUUUUCACUCACUAUCUCAGCUGCUCUUAUUGAUCCUUGGAGAUCCCAGAUGGAAGAAAUGUAUUGUGGUCAUUCAGUUACGAGGGAUUGGUAAAAUAAAAAUUUAAUACAAAACAAGCUGAGUACUGUUUUUCCACAGAAUAUUUCAACCAUGCAAUAUAAAGUUGUGAUUGCACAAAUCAGUAUUUCUAGUGAUUUGUAAUUGUCACAACACACAAAAAAGGGUACACUUGUUUCUUAUACACCAUUUUUCUGACUGUAUGAAGCUAUUUUUCUAGUGUGAUUUGAGUGUUUUGUUUUAUUUAGGAUUAUCACUGUUUAAAAAAUAAAGUGAUGAUGCCUGACACCGAGCUAGUAUUACAAAAAUAUGAUAAUAAAGUAACUAAAACUGUGUGUGUGUCAGUUUUGGGGUCCUGGUAUUUCUCCUUUCUCCUGCUAUGAUGUUUUAAAAUAUCCGUUCCCGGUACAUGUUCUUGUGUAAAACAUUUGCAACUACGAAUAAUAUUUAAACACAAUUAAUUGACAAAACAUCUAGACACUGAAAUUGGCAGUGAAACAAUUAGUUUUCCUUUCAUUGCUCUUUGACUGAAAGCGAUGAAAUCAGACAGCAAACAUUUCUGUGAGGUCAGUGAUGUAAAAAAAGGUCCAUCAGCCCCUCAUUGAAUCACAGCAGUGGGUGCUGACAGAACCAAGUACUUCCUGACAGUCAUGCUCGGGUACAUGACCUCAGUUAAUGGACACAUGAAUCACCUCACAUUCAGGUAGACUUACGUAAUCCUUGCCUACAAGGAUGACUUGAAAACCAAACUCAAAGCGUACCUUUUUAGUCUUGCUUUUAACUUAAUUUUAUAUCAUUAACUGUAAGUGUUUUAGCGUUUAGUGUUAAUGACAGGGUCAUCUUUUAUUGAGCUAUUUUGGUGCUCUUAUUUUAGUAUCUUUUACUGUUGUUUUCAUUUCAUUUUAUUUAUUAUUUCUAAAAUUUCAUUCUAUGUUACUUUGUUUUUAGAUUUUAACCUAAACCUCCAGUGUUUCCUUACCUUGAGCUUUAAAGUGACGUUUCCUCAGUGCGCACAUUCUUGUUUCAAUGAAAUCAAGCCUUUUUUAAGUUUAUGAGUCAUUCUACAAUUAGGGGUACAUUUCAAGUUGGCAUAAAACUCAAAAUAUAGGUAUUCUUUUUAAUAAAUAACCUAGAUGUUUCGACAAUAUACAUCCUUAAUGUGCUAAGUCAAUUAAUUGGCAGGCUUAAGCUCAAAUGACUUAAAUUAUUUUUAUGAAAAUGAACAUUUGAUUAAUCAUUUUGUCAACUAUGUUACGGACAAAUGUAUCAUAUAAAACAUAUUAAAAAUACAUUGA
Xyrichtys novacula (pearly razorfish) is the source of this 8895-nucleotide messenger RNA. The record is from the annotation of a GenBank genome assembly. Lineage: Eukaryota; Metazoa; Chordata; Actinopteri; Labriformes; Labridae.